Caenorhabditis auriculariae is the source of this 2216-nucleotide messenger RNA. Lineage: Eukaryota; Metazoa; Nematoda; Chromadorea; Rhabditida; Rhabditidae. The record is from the annotation of a GenBank genome assembly.
AUGGAAGAUACCCAACUCUUCCCAAAAGACAACAUCCUCAAUUUGGAACAUGUUCCGAGCUUUGAAAACGAUUUUGAAGCAUUUAGUCAAGUAAGCAAAGCUUUGAAAAUUCCAAAUCUUUUGUUGAACCAAUCUUUUUGUACUUUCUCGAUUCUCAUUUGAAGUUUACUGAUUAUGCAAAGUCUGAAAACCGAUGAAUGAAAAAAAAAAAAACGAAUAAAACAUGCAAUAAUAGUUAGAAAAUCCUCAGAACCGAGAUACUGAAACCUUCUGAAAAUGUUGAAUGAUCCUAAAGAUUUUUUCAAAAUUUCUUAAAAAAAGGUGAAAAAUGAUUCUCUUUUAUUUUCUCGACAUUUUUCCAUCAGAUCGAGUUUCAGAUUCACUUUUCAGAUGAAAACUUCGUUGGAUAGACUUUGGUGGUCACGGUUGGUUAUUUCUGUGCGAGGAUAUGUGAUAAACUACGUCCACUCCAACGACAACACUUUGUUUCACUGUGAUGACGCUUUCACGAUUAUCCAUCGGUAUUUGGCCGAAACUUCGAGUGAUGUUGAUUCGGCUCACAAGGUCACUUAACAUCCGACUCCAUUCAAUUUAUUUGCUUUUUUCAGUAUUUUGUCGCUGUGGGCGCAAUGGCUAAGGAGAAGGAUCUUAUGCAGAGACUUCUGGCAGUGGCAAUGAAAAAGCCGAUUUCUGACAAUCCUCUGGAUAAUGAAGAAUUUCGGACGUGUUUCGAGCAAGUUUUCGGAAAGAUAAACCAAAUCACCAUUCAAAUUUCCAUCGGUUGGUUUUUUUAUGAGGGCUGAAGAGAUUUUAUGUUCGAAAAAACUGCAAAUUUUCGGCAGUCAGAGAAAACCAUUAGUUUGGCUAUUUCGGCAAGUAAGUUUUCUACUUUUUUAGUAGGUAGUAGGGAAAGCUUAAAAAGAAAUAUAUGAAAAAGGUUGAACAAUUUUACAAAAACUGGGUUUUUUUUUUUUAAAGUUUAUAUAAGCAUUUUUCUACUUUAUCAUCGAAAUGAGACAUUUGUUUUCAUAUCUUAUCAUUCCCUUCAAAAUUCGAUCUUAUCAGAACAACUUCCGGCGUACAUCGUGUUCGCGAGAGUCUUCUCGAUUCUACAAAUGCGAUGGAAAGAAGAAAAAGCGAAAAGAAGAGGAAUCCGGUUUGAAACUGAUCCUGAAUGGGAACCUGACGAGAGAGUUGUUCUAUUCCAACAGUUUGGCAGUGGUAAGUUGAUAAAAUCUUCGAAACAUUCAGUUUUUAAACUCUUAUUGAAAAAUCAAACGGGCUGCUUUCAGGAAAUCGAACAUGGAUUCUAUUAGAUUUUGAUCGUUAUAUUCUUGCUCAAUGGAAACCGAACGGAACUUCCGUCAUCUUUGGCGAUAGAUUUGUAGAAAAGGUUUGAUAAACUCGAACUUUUUUUCACAUCUUCAAAUUCCAUAUCAGAAAAAGAGGUCUGGAUUGAAGCUGUGUGCAACAUGUGGGAUGCUAGAACAACAGGUGGGUUUUUAAAUUUCUAACAUAUUUUUUUAUUCACCGCUUUCAGGCUUCUCAAUUUUAUAUCCACAACGAUCAAGCAUUUUUGCUCGAAAGAAUGUUUCGACUCUGUUGCACAACAAUACCGUGGCCCAACAGUUGUCCAAUUGUAAAGCAUUUUUUUCUACAAUUUCGUGACAUUCUCAGGAAAAAAAUCAAAUAUUCUCACGAGAAAUUUUAAACUUUGAUUUUCUGCGCUUAGAAUUAAUAUUUUCUUGAAAAAGAGUAUUUCAAUUCUAUCAUCCUUUUUUUCGAAAUUACAAAGCUUUCUGUUUCUGAAGCAUGAAGCUUUUAAUGAAUAUAAAAGUUGAUUCUUUGAGAUUUUUUCCAGGCAUUUUUUCAAAUGCAGAAAAAUUAUUUUCGCCGAAUGCGCAACUCCAAAAAAAGUGCGGUACGCGAAAUUCUUCCCAUCUCUGUUCAUUAACGGUAGACUCCGGACUUGUCGAGUGUCAAACUAUGUAAGAUCCUUCCAAUUGACUUCUUUUCAUUUUUCUCUAUCUUAUUCUGAUGAAAAAUUUUCAAAUUUAAAUACCAUACAGCGUUUUGCGCGGAAGUUCUCUGUUCCAUACUUCAAACAUUGUACAAAUAACCGAUGCACAUACACUCACAAAUCAUAAAUCUUUAUCGACAUGUCAAGGAAUGUAAACGGAGAAAAAUGACACGCAAUAUUUGAGGCUCGAGGGUAA